This is a messenger RNA of Misgurnus anguillicaudatus (oriental weatherfish), 2887 nucleotides long. The record is from RefSeq and is a predicted model, not a curated record. NCBI's taxonomy places the organism in Eukaryota, Metazoa, Chordata, Actinopteri, Cypriniformes, Cobitidae.
GAAGCAUCAUCACCCUCAUCAUCCUCCCUUGGGUUGCGUCGCCUGACGCGGAUACUUCACAAGAUGCAACAGAUCUUUCCCAACAAAUUGAUCGAGCGCUGUUGAUUUAAAACAACGAUUUGGGCUUAAAAUUAUAUGCAACCAAGAUGAAGCGUUAUUUUGCCAAGAUUCCUGUUUAUAUUAAACUUCAUUGAUUGAGGAAUAAUGUGCGCUCUUGUGACAGCUCGACGGGAUUUGCUUAUUCGACAAAAAGGUGACGAGAUAUUUAAAAAUAUGAAACGAGGAUUAUUUCUGUAAAUAUGUUUGACUUGUGUUUGAAUCCAAUUGUUUUAUCAAGCUGUCAGAUUGCGAAGCGCAUGCACGGUAAUUGAUAUGAAAUGCGUACGCGCCGAUUUGAGUCCUGAAGCUCGUGUUGCUGCGCAUGUUUGCUAUAUAGACUUUUCUGUUUAUGGACUGAUUUUUAAUCUGCUGUUGUUUUCUAUCAUGCCUCAAAUCUCGUGAUUUGAACGCCAAAGAGGAAGAACACAAGUUCCCACCCACAGGCUGAGCAUCAGAGUUUCUCUUAUAACAGGUGGUUCCUGGUGUUUCCAAGGCUGAAUGAUGAUGUUAACAGCACAAACUAUCCGCACUUGCUUCACUUUAACAACAAAUGACAACUUUACUACUGGAAGCACAGGUUUGGCGUGCAAAUAGUGUCACUAGAUAAAAACAUCUCCAUCCAAAUCUAUGAUCAGCUCGGUGUGUGUUUCGUCGUACCGCGGGCGCAAGUCGGGCAACAAACCUCCUUCCAAAUCAUGUCUGAAGGAAGAGAUGGCCAGAGGCGAAGACUCGGAAAAGAUCAUCAUCAACGUUGGUGGCACGCGUCACGAGACAUACCGUAGCACCCUUAGGACCCUGCCGGGUACGCGACUGGCCUGGCUAGUGGACACGGACCCGGUGAAUCCGGACGCGGCACAGACAUCCACAAACGAGUUAUUUUUCGACCGACAUCCUGGCAUAUUUGCCUAUGUGCUAAACUACUAUAGGACAGGCAAGCUCCACUGUCCGGCUGAUGUGUGUGGCCCUCUUUUCGAGGAGGAGUUGGCAUUUUGGGGCAUUGAUGAGACCGACGUGGAGCCCUGUUGCUGGAUGACCUAUCGCCAGCACAGGGAUGCAGAAGAGGCGCUUGAUAUUUUCGAGCCACCCGAUCCGGAUGAUGCUGAGGAUGAGGACGUGCCCAGGUGCUUCGGCAUAGACGACAGCACUGACCGCUCCAGAGGAUGCUGUGUAGUUUGGCAACCAAAGAUAUGGGCGCUUUUUGAAGAUCCAUAUUCUUCUCGUGCCGCUCGGAUAAUCGCCUUUGUCUCACUCUUUUUCAUCUUGGUGUCCAUCACUAACUUUUGCCUGGAGACCCACGAGGCCUUUAAUUACCUUCACAACUGCACUGACGGCACCAUAGAGGUAAAGACCAUACCAGCACUCACAGUAGUGGAGGGAAUCUGUGUGGUGUGGUUUACCUUCGAGUUCCUGGUCCGUAUCAUAUGUUGUCCGAAUAAGAUUCUCUUCAUCAAGAAUCUGCUGAACAUCAUCGACUUUGUUGCCAUUUUACCAUUCUACCUGGAGAUGAGUUUGAGUGGCCUCACAUCUAAAGCUGCCAAGGAUGUUCUAGGCUUUCUCCGCGUGGUCCGUUUCGUGCGUAUUCUACGAAUUUUUAAGCUAACCAGACACUUCGUAGGUCUCAGGGUUCUCGGCCACACUUUGCGGGCGAGCGUCAACGAGUUUUGCCUUCUCAUCAUCUUUCUCGCCCUAGGGGUCCUUAUAUUCGCCACCAUGAUCUACUAUGCCGAACGUAUCAGCGCAGAACCCGAUGACCCUAUUGGUAACAAACACACGCAUUUCAAGAACAUUCCCAUCAGCUUCUGGUGGGCAGUGGUCACCAUGACGACACUGGGUUAUGGAGAUAUGUACCCUCAGACGUGGCUGGGCAUGAUGGUUGGUGCGUUGUGCGCGAUAGCGGGCGUGCUAACCAUCGCCAUGCCGGUGCCUGUCAUAGUUAACAACUUUGGGAUGUACUACUCGCUGGCUAUGGCCAAACAGAAGUUGCCCAAGAAGAAAAAGAAGCACAACCCAAACCCAGAUACGGUGAUUGACUCGGUGUCAUUCGGGAAGUCCGAAAGCAACUCGCCAAGGAACAGCACACAGAGUGACACGUUCCCCCUCGCCGCCGAGGAGAACAUCGGAAGAAACCGUUCAGAUUCAAAGCAGAAUGGCGAUGCUAAUGUAACUCUUUCAGAAGAAGAGGGCUGCAACCCGAACCAGCCCCUCUCUCCGGGUGAGAAGUGGACCCUGCGAUGCUCACGCAGAGACAAGACCAUAAAAGAGGCUUCUUGCUGACUUCUGGAGACUUUCCUGCAUAGGCGAACCCACCAUUCACACGGAGAGCUGCAAAGAUGCAAUCACAUCCCCUGCAAACUAAACUACACAUAAGCAGAAGUCACCACACUGACCUGAAGAAGCGAAGUGGGUGAGAUACUGAAGGGACCUUCUCUUAUACACCAACUGGCAACUUUUAGUUUGUCAAAGUUGCAUCACACCUGUUGACUAUUACAGUAGUCAUCACCAUGCACAUCUGUUCAUUUUCAAGUCUGUUUGUACGACAGCGCUUGUAAUACAUUCGGUCAAAAUGUAACAUUAAUGCACUUUAAUUCUGAGGCAUUUCAAUUCUGAGUAUUACCUGAAAGAUCAAUGUUGACACCGUUGUUUAGGUUGCAUCCUAAAACCUGAAAAUAUUAACCUUUAGCUGAUUUAUACUUUUAAAGGACAAGUUCUGUAUUUUACACUUAAAGCCCUGUUUUCAGAUUGUUUAUGAUGAAAUAGAACGGUUUUGACGGAUAUUUGGACAUAUGAU